CAGUCAUCAUCCCAGAGAUGCCCCGAUCCACCACCACCACCGACACCCAUUGAUGAGACGAGGCGGACGGUGGGCAACAAAUAGGACACACCGGCUAGUGCGCCAGCACAGUCUUGUCAGUCUAGCCUGCUGCUACUGCUACUGUGCUGGCUGACGCCGGCGGUGGGGCUUGGGCGUGAGCGGAUUGCGAGCUGCCACUGCCCGCUGCUGCGGUCGGCGACGACGAGAUGGACGCUCGGUGGGCGGUGCUGCUCGCGCUGCUGGUGGCGAGCGCCGGCGCGGGCGGCGCGCGCGCCGCGGGGGUGAAGGGCGCGAACUGGCUCGGCGGGCUGAGCCGCGCGUCGUUCCCCAAGGGGUUCGUGUUCGGGACGGCGACGUCGGCGUACCAGGUCGAGGGCGCCGCGUCCACCAACGGCCGGGGGCCCUCCAUCUGGGACGCAUUCGCGCACAUCCCAGGAAAAGUUGCGGGAAAUCAAAAUGGAGAUGUCGCAGUGGAUCAAUACCAUCGCUACAAGGAAGAUGUUGAUCUCAUGAAAAGUUUGAAUUUUGAUGCCUACCGAUUUUCAAUCUCAUGGUCCAGGAUCUUCCCAGAUGGCGAGGGAAGAGUCAACCCAGAAGGUGUAGCGUAUUACAACAAUCUGAUAAACUACCUGCUUCAGAAAGGCAUGACUCCUUACAUCAACCUUUACCACUACGAUCUACCUCUUGCACUCGAGCAGAAAUAUGGAGGGUGGUUAAGCUCAAAGAUGGCGGACCUCUUUACAGAGUAUGUUGACUUCUGUUUUAAGACCUAUGGCGAUCGUGUAAAGCACUGGUUUACAUUCAAUGAGCCAAGGAUAGUAGCACUGCUUGGUUAUGACGCAGGGUCAAAUCCUCCUCAAAGGUGCACCAAAUGUGCUGCCGGUGGCAAUUCAGCAACCGAACCUUAUAUUGUUGCGCAUAAUUUUCUCUUGGCACAUGCUGCUGCAGCUGCAAGAUACCGUACAAAGUACCAGGCUGCUCAGAAGGGUAAGAUUGGAAUAGUCCUGGACUUCAACUGGUAUGAACCUCUUACAAACUCAACUGACGACCAAGCAGCGGCUCAAAGAGCUAGGGACUUCCAUAUUGGUUGGUUUGUUGAUCCAUUGAUAAAUGGACAUUACCCACAGAUAAUGCAAGAUCUUGUGAAAGAGAGGCUGCCAAGGUUUACUCCUGAGCAAGCUAAAUUGGUCAAGGGCUCAGCAGACUAUAUUGGGAUCAAUCAAUACACAGCCAGCUACAUGAAGGGCCAGAAAUUGCUCCAGCAGACACCUACUAGCUACUCAGCUGAUUGGCAAGUUCAAUAUGUUUCACGAAAUGGCAAGCCAAUUGGACCACAGGCGAAUUCUAAUUGGCUUUACAUCGUCCCGUGGGGAAUGUACGGAUGUGUGAACUAUCUCAAGGAGAAGUACGGAAACCCAACUGUCUACAUAACCGAGAAUGGAAUGGAUCAACCUGGAAACCUGACCCGCGACCAGUACCUGCGCGAUGUGACAAGGGUGCGGUUCUACAAAAGCUACCUCGCCCAGCUGAAAAAAGCCAUAGAUCAGGGCGCAAACGUGGCUGGCUACUUCGCCUGGUCUCUCCUUGACAACUUCGAGUGGCUAUCAGGAUACUCUUCCAAGUUUGGCAUUGUCUACGUCGAUUUCAACAACAAGCUCGAACGGCACCCGAAGGCUUCAGCCUACUGGUUCAGGGACAUGCUUAAGAAGAAUUGAGGUUCCUAGAGGCGAAGCGCGAAGUUAACAUUUUUCUCUGCUUUGCCUAGUGUUUUGGAUGGCCCAAUGGUUCGAAUCCAGCUCAGUGCUAGGCUAUCAAAAUGGGAAUAAAAGAAGACGAACAGCCACUCCAAUUGAUUGUGCAUUCCGUUCCAUGUAAUGGUCAGAAAUGUUGUGACUUGUGAGUAUGUUUUCUGUGGAGUUCGAGCUGUGGUUAUUUAUCUUGUGGAUUCAACAUAUUUGAAAGAAUGCUUGAUCACGAGUGAUAUCUUGAUGAA
Molecule: messenger RNA, 2014 nt
Organism: Setaria italica (foxtail millet)
Lineage: Eukaryota; Viridiplantae; Streptophyta; Magnoliopsida; Poales; Poaceae
Product: beta-glucosidase 7
Exons: 11
Coding region: 228-1736 (502 amino acids)
Biological process (GO): carbohydrate metabolic process
Molecular function (GO): beta-glucosidase activity
Source: RefSeq, a predicted model, not a curated record